Leishmania mexicana MHOM/GT/2001/U1103 is the source of this 2880-nucleotide messenger RNA. RefSeq lists its product as hypothetical. The transcript has a single exon. Lineage: Eukaryota; Euglenozoa; Kinetoplastea; Trypanosomatida; Trypanosomatidae. Bases 1 to 2880 code for a protein of 959 amino acids. The record is from RefSeq and is a predicted model, not a curated record.
AUGGAGACGAAUCGACCACCUUCGACAGCGAAGUGGGUGAGUCGACGCACGCUUGACAGUCAGGCGAGCAACCGCGAAAACAACGCAGGACUGACGCAUCCGCGCGGGUCCAACUCAGACAAAAACCCGAACAACGCGAACCAUCACCACAGCGUGGAGAAGCGCAAGUAUGGGCACGCGCCAGACGCUGUCAUUGCGGCAAUCGGUCGUGGCAGCGGCAGCGGGAAUUCUGGUGGCGCCGCUGCCGCUGACAACUCGCCGUCCGCACCGUUCCACACGAACGGCGGCUGCGGCAGUAAUCGGUUCGGCAUUUCCGGCAGUGGCCACGGCGGCGGUUGGGGCAGCAACGCCCCCAAUUCGCACGCUACCAACAACGAACUCAACCACCAGGGUAACGCGUUCGGCACGAACACCGUCAACGCUCAUGGACCACACAGCAAUGGCAGUAAUAACGCCAAUGGCGGUGGCCGUCGUGGCUAUGGGGCCGGUGGUGGGUACGGAGAGGCGACGGAGCCGACAAUCCCGCCACCGCCGCGCAGCGUGCAGAUGGGGCAGGGCACCUUGUCUGCCCAAGCCGCCGCCGCCACCUCGCGGGAUUUUAUUCCGCAGCCGCGCCACGCUAAGGCAAACAGCAGCGCCAGCAGCCACUCUUUGAAGCCGAUGGAAGCAUCACCGCCUCCUCCUGGCGCCGCACCUUCUGUGCCUCCUUCCAUCCACAGCCCUAGCUCCACCCCAGCGCUUCGCUGGGGUUUCAACGCCACCCCAACACCGCGCAGCGCGAACGGUGGCGCAGCAACGCCGAACGCACCCCCACUGGUUUACACUGCCGCCUCCCACUUCGACGCGCUGGCGGGGCUCCUUGCUCCCAAGUCAGCUACACCGUCGCCCCUCGCGAGCGCAGCAGACGGUGGUGGCCCCGAAGCAAAUGUUGCUGCCCAAGCACCUCCGCAUUUCACGGCCGCACCGCUGGCGUUUACCACGACAGUGCCCUCCGUCAACGCCCGCCUCGCCUCCUCCGCACCAGGCGCAGGUGCUCCAGCGCCACCGCGGCCGUUCGCUGUCACUAGCGCCGUGAAUGCCGAGUCCUCGCCCCUCGAUUCGUUUCAUGUCGGCGAAAACAUCAGCUUUGGCGCCUCCGCAUUCGGCGGGUCGCUGCACUCGCAGCCGUCCGAGAUUGAGACGCUGCUCGGUCAGGUGGAGCGCAGCACGGGGACACUGCCGGUGGGGGCGGCGGGUGAGCGCGUGAUAGGCGGCUCGCUGCGCGAGCGGCGCUCUGUGACUGACUGGGGCAUCGAGGAGGCGAUCCGGACGGUGUUGCCGGGGAUGGACGAGGACGAAAACUCGGACAACGUACAGGGUCCAAAUUUCUCUGGCGGCAUCGCAGCCAUCACCGGCAACUGGCAUACGUCCGGCGAUGUCGAGACGCAACCUGUCGCCAGCGGUGGCGCCAGUGGCCUGCUGGCCGACUUCCCCACAUCUUUUGCCGCGUCCUUUUCAGAGCGGGCGAGCACAUUGCUGCAGUCGCCCUUCGCCGCCGAUGCGGCCUUGAACACGAUUGACAAUCUUAGUCGGGCCUUCAGUACCGCUGCCCGCGUGGACUCCUCCUUCACUACGUCGCCAGCCACCACGACGGCGACUCCGCUGCAGCGCCCUCCAACGUCGCCGGGGGUGCGGCUGCCAAAUCGCGUAACACCGGUAGAGGCGAUGUCGAUGCCGCCCUCGAUGAGGGAUUUGGCGCACCCUAGCGGCAGCCCCUACACGGUUCCCACAGCGACGCAGCCGCCGCCGCCGCGGUCUACCAAGUCGGAGGUCUCAGCGCGCGUCGAGGAUCUGCCGGACGCCGGGCAGGGCGGCAGCGGUGAACUCCUCAACCUCUACACCCUGCCGCCGCCAACGACCACGUCUCCGUGGCUCGCGUCAGGGAUCAGCGAGUCAGCGACGCCGAUGGCGCCUGUGAACCGCACAAGCGAUUCCAUGGCCGCCAAACUACCAGGGCACCGCUCGCCGCGCACGACUGCGGCUCGGCCAGAGAGGCUGCAAGCGAUCCCAUUGAAAGAAGGGAGCAUGAACAGCAAUGGAGGGCUGACGACGACCACCGGGAGCACCACAAGCCCUGCUUUGGCAGCGGUCCGUCAGUCCAGCACCUCCAGCCAUGGCGGCUCGGCGCCUAACACACCGUCCCUGCGCAAGGAGCUCUCGACGCCGCUGUCGGGGAGCCGCUCGCAGCCCUACACGCCGGGUGGCUCGCGCCCGCAGCGCCCUUCUCUCUCCGCCCCUCUUGUCAACCGGCACACCAUAACUCACAUCUUCCGCGAGACACCGCAGUCGCUGCGGCGCAGGGAGCGUAUGGAGCACAACCACUAUCACAGCGACCAGGCACUCUGCAAGGAUUUCCACUGGCCUCCGCACGACGAGGCGGAUGCAGAACACAUGCUGCGGGAGCGCAACGCGACAAAGCUGCUGCGUCACCUCACCAUAAUCAGUUUCUCCCGGCAGCACGUCAGUGGGGUGCAGGAGUUGUUCGACACGUGGGCCAAGAAUGGCAUUCCAGCGCCGGACAUGGGCUUCGGUGCGUACUACUUCUACGUCAAGGAGAAGAGCGAGAAGCUACUGUGCAUGAAGCACAACGGCCGAGGUGCCUCGCCGGGCCACGGCUACGGGCGGUGCGACUUUGAGAGUCGCCGCCCGUACAGCACAUGUCGCUACGAGCACGUCUGCCUCUUUUGCCGCUCUAAGGAGCACGGGUGGUUCGAGGAGGGCAAGUGCCAAGGCUACCAGCAGCUGCUGACUGAGAUGGAGGAAUUGGGGGUCACGGAGGAGGACAUUGUGACACUGCUGAACGCGAUGGAGAGGCCAGCGAAGCCAACGCGAUCCAGGUAA